CGGUAUAGGGAGAGAGUAAGUAAGUAAGUGUUGACACCUUUAACGACUUCUUCAUGAAGGUCUUUAUAAACCGAAACGAACACUUUGCAUACUUUAAUAACUCCAAAAAAGAUCCCUAUAGAAAAGGGGGUUUUGAUAACUUUCAACCUUUUCGUAAAACGAGCACGAAACAGCACCGCAAAAAAGCGCGAAAGGAUUAAUACAUUUUUGUUAUCUUCUUCCCACGUGAGCAGCUUACCAUUUUCUGAGAGAGUAAAAUAAACAAGGCGUAGCCCACUAUCCUAAGGAACCUCACAAAUGCCGGAUGAGUAAAAAACAUGAGGAAAGGUAUUGAAGGAUUCGAAUAACCUCAACGACAGCACCCAAAAAAGGAGCUACUACGUUCCGUUGUGUAAAGAAACGUCAAUAGCACGAGACCGCUACAACCCCGUCCUGUUCAACAGUGCUGUCAGCGCAGACGAGCAUCAAGUCGUGGCACCGACGUAAUUGCAGCCCAGAGAACACACGACUGUGCCGUUAUAUAAAUUUAAAAUGCCCUUGACGUCCUGUCUGUAGCUUGUAGAAUCAAAAUGACCAGGGUGGGAAAGAAGCAAGAUGUGAAGAAAAGUACAGAAACCUCCUUGGAAACACCACGUCUUGGUCAAACAAUUUCACCCUCUGCAGAGCCAAGAACUUCCAACGAAGUUCUCCAUGUCUGUGGGAAUUCGCCUUCAAUACAGCUAAGCCCCGGGGGAGCAAAAUUUCAUGUUGCGGACUUGAAACAGCCGAAGGACUGCAAGGGCCCUCUCGCAAAGUCAACAGAAAAGUCUAGUCAAAAACAGCAGUCUCCUCUGAUUGGCUGGUUAAAAAGACGCUCCGUCACCCGAAAUAAGAUGACUUCACAAAGGAAUGACAUGGAGCUGGGCCAAGGGGAAAAGACAUUGAAAAACUCUAGGUCAUUUCUUAGGGAGCGGUUCUUCACAUUGUCUCAGAGAGACAAGCAAGCUUUCAGAGUCCAGAUGUCCAUCUUGUUUCCCUGUGUGUUCAAACGUCCAUCUCUGAAGUUUGUUCAGCAAGCUUUGGGCGAGAUGAAGGAACACAUUGUCACCACUGUCGGUCACCUGAACCUUGUCAGAGAAAACCCAGCGUUGACGGAGUCCUUGGCUCAGCGCACCCUGUACAGGAAAGAGCUUAUAAACGAACACGGGAUGAAACCGUCAAAAGAGCUGGCACCUGGGCUGGUUCCGAUAUGCCAAAAGAAUUCUAGUUCCCAUAUGAUAGAGAGGAAAGCAAAUUCUCCGACAAGGGCAAAGAAAUCGUGUUAUCAGAUAAAAUAUAGAAAUAUGGGUGAAGAUCACGUGCAGACCUGCGCGGAUCAGAGUGAAAAGUUUGAGGAAAGUCAACAGGUGAGUUUUGAUUCGUCUCAUCGUAGAUCUAAGGAUGUAACACACACAGGAGAUGAUCCCAUGAGCUCUUUUAGCAGUAAACAGCCUAAUGCACCAAAGAUAGAAAACACACAAAGAAACUGGCGGCAUAACCUGAUGGUUAACUCAGAUUUGUAUUCGGGUGGGGAUAAUCGUGAGCGAUUGUGGUCUGUGCCCCAGACUGCUUUGAGUUCGGGCAUUUCUCCGGUAAAUCAGCCAGUCCGAGAAGGCAUUAGGCAACUAUACUGUCUCGAAAAUUCACCCUCCAUACCUGAAUGGUUUUCUAAUCUCUAUGGAAAAGGCUGUGUCUUAGAAUUGCAGCCGACAGUCCCGUCAGAUCUGUCGAUCCGAUCUGAUCAAGUGAAAAACUUCUUGAGAAUUCCUCUCCGUCUGGUGAUUCAGCCCGUCAAUUGCCGACUUCUGAGUACAGAUGAGGCCUCUAUGAGAUUCUACAUCAUAGUCACAGAGCAGGAGCAGCUCCCAACCACCCCUGAACCACGUGGUCUUCCGCCGACCCCAGUGCUGUCGUCAGACGGUAUAGCUCUUUAUCAGGUAAAAGACAUUGGGGGGUUUGAUGCCUGUAAUGAGAAGAUAUAUUCACGCACGCAGCUUCUGAGAAAACAUGGCAACAAAAGCGAAGGGGAUAAUGGAAGCAUUAGCGAGGAUAUCAGUCGAGAUUCGGGGAUUCCCGUGUCUUCUUCAGAUACGUUCUUCCCUUCUGAGAGAAAGAUUAGCUUUAGACACAGCUGGAAAUGGUUUGAUACUUCGAAGGGUGUAAAGAAAUCGGGUGUAAAGUCCGGAUGGAGCGUAAAAAGACUUAACCUACGACGUUUGCGCUCUCGUAGAAAGCAGUACACAAGGGGCCUGGUGAUGGAAAUACGGCACGGUAUUUUGUUCGAGGGACCCGCCAGGUGUGUUCACGUUGGGCAGAAUACAAGCUGGUGGCGGUGUUGGACAUUGAAAACUGCGAAAUCAAAGAACGUAGGUCUAUCAAAGGCGACACGGACACAAUGGUAUGUCGUUCAAUCCCCACCCCUCUGCUCCUCUGGAGAGCUCAAACCGGUGACUCCCAUGAUGCAGUAUGAUUUGGACAAAGCGUUUCCCCAGCCGUCUACCGAUGGGCUACAGACUGAGCCUAAGGACCUGAAAAAUAUGAUUAAAGGGAAACACAGUUUUGUAACUAAGUUAUCUAAAACUCAAAAUCACUCCUACCGUAAUAGUUCAACAUUAAAAGGUGGUGAGCAGAAGAGAUUGCAAGACACCAUAUCAAAAGGUAUUCCUUUAGGUAUGAAAAAUAUCAAGUUGAUAAAGAACCGGAGAAGAAGAAGCCAAGCUUGUUCCGGGGAAGGCAUGUUGUCAGAACGAACCGACCUACGUGGUGGACAAAAUCCCGCAAAAACUUAUGAGGUUGGUAUGGACAAAAUGCCAGCACAUACAAGUGAAAUGUUCCCAAAGGCUGAGAAGUCAAGUACGAAAGAAAAGGGAACUGAAAAGUCUGUUGUGAGAAAAAGGAAUCGAGCUGGUCACACAGGUAGAGUUGGAGAUAAAGGUGUUUCACAUCUCAAUAAAAGCAAUUCAUCGUUGCCACAACAGAAAGGUGUCUCUGAACAUGCAAAUGCUCAUGAUGAUGAUCAUAGUUUUGUAAUGGAUGCGCUCGAUUGCAUCUGUGAAGGAGCAGACAACUCGUCUGUGCAAACCUUAGACCGCGUCGGGAGAAUUGAAAAUGAUGGAAAAAUCGAAGAAAGAGAUUCGUUGCCUAAAACUGAGAAGAUCGAGAGAUCAGCUAAAAAAUGUGACCGAGUUAAGUUUUUUAAUCCUCAAGAUGAUUCUUUACAAAAACUAUGCAAGAAAAACGAUGCUGCCUCUUUCCAAGACUCUACAGGAAACAAAAGCAAUCCACGGGCAUCGUCCUCGUCUUUAUCCAAUUACUCAUCCUCCACCGCAACCUCUUUUCUAAUGCGAAAACACAGGCGAGAAAGCAAUGAUAUGGGGUACCAGGGGCACACCGAGAAGAUUUCAAGCAACAAGCAUUCGCUCUCUGAGUUUAUAAAAGAACAAUGGCGGAUUAUUAGUGAAGGUGACCCACAGAAUGUGGUUACACCAAAGUAUACACUGGACAUCCCAGGAAAAUCGGAUGGUUUGUUUAAACUCCAGAAGCAUCAACUGUCGCCAAAAAACCCACACAAACCAAUGGAAAAACAUUUACUGGACACUCAGAACGGAUGUGAAGAUCUAGAAUCAGAAUCUCAAGUGCAGCAAUUGAAUAAAGGGGACAGUAGUGAGGAGAGCUGCAAACAUAGAAAUGAGCAAGCAUUCGUAUCUGACAAUACGGUUAUCAGAGAGUAUACCCGAGAGCUGAUACAGAAGAUUCUAGAAAGGAGGAGAGGGUGCCGUUCUCCAAGCUCAGAACAGAAUAUAAAAAGUCCAAAAUCACAUGUGUCGUUUUCUACAAAGGACACUGUCAUAGAGGACAGAAUUUGCACAAAUUCGAAGAAGCAUCCACGCCCUGGAAAGUGCCGACAGUCAGUUGCGUCGUCAGAAUUUGAAUUCGGUAACCCGAUGAGUAUCUUCAAGGCAGAACAAAGUCGGAUUACUUGCCACAAUACUGUUUCCACAGAGCUGCUUAACACAAUUGAUGUCAGAUCGAUUUCCACUUCAACAAAAUCCAAACCUGAUGAGAUGUUCGAAGCUGGCAUACAGGGAAAUUUAUCAAACAGGCAGCUGUGUGCACAAGAGAAGAACGGGGUCUACGAGUUGUUGUCACCACUAUGGGAGCUCAAUCAAACAUGGUCAAAUAUGUCUCAGGAGGGAACUCACACCUCCUCUAGCCCGACUCCAGAAGAGGUUUUACCCUCACCACCUCGGCCCAAAAGAAAACGGUCCACAGACUCAGUAGAAGAGAAGAACGAUUCGGAAGGGGAACCUGAACGAUCUGGGGGCUCACAGAAGGAUGAUGAGGCUACGGCUGAGAUGCCGAAGACACAGAAGAGCUUGGGAAAGGAAGAGAAAACAUCCCCCUCCCGUCAGUCUAUUUCUACACGCACAAGUUCUCGGCGUUCGUCCACGGAUCCCGCUACCCAGCUCAAACAAAGGCUCGAGAAACUACCAGGAGGAUCAAAUGCCCCACAGCCUCAUUCAAGAAGUUCCCGAACACGAGAAAAUUCACACAGAGACCAAACUCCUAACCGCCCUCGAGAUUUAAAGCGUUCUUGUCUGUCAGCAGAUCUGCGAGAACUGGAAGGAAUUAUAGAGGCAUGGCUUUUGUCUACUCUCUCAAAGAAUAGCAAAAGACAAGGAAAGCCCGGCUCUCCUUGCUCUGAAGAUGAAAACGGUCGAGGAUCUGAGAGAUCCGAAACUUCCACGAAAGCUGACAGUCAACUUCCGAGAAAUGCUGCUCUCAGAUCUAGAGCUAAAGGUGAUCCCAAGUAUGACAAAAGCUCCCAGAAGGAUUCUCGACUAAGAGAAUACAGUUCUGAAGAAGAGAAGGCGCUUUCUAUAACUGAAAGUGACCAUUUAUCAUUACACUGCUCUUGCAAGGAAUCAUAUACAAGUUCCGAGGAAGGAAAAGUGUUGUCUAAAGCCAAACGUCACCCACGAUCAUUUCAUUGUUCUUGCAAGAAAAUCCGUGCCACGAACGAAGAGAAAAAAAUAACGUCUAAAACCAAAGAAGUACCAAAACCGCACCAACCUCCUUGCAAAGAAUCAUGUACUGGUUCUGAAGACGAAACACUUGUGCCUAGGCAUAAGAGCAGCUCAAAGUCUUUCCAAUGAUCCUGUGAGAAAUCCCGGAGAAGAGGCAACGAUGAUACUGAGGAACAGACGGAUCUGCAAAGAAAACAAAGAGUAUUUGAAGACGCUCUGCUCGGCUAUCGACUUGCACGAGCGGCGGCUUGCUUCCGCCAUAUUGACACAAAAUACAACAAGGUCUGUUACCCUGAGACGGACUUUCUCAUACGCUCUUCACUUCCCCACAGCUGGGAGACAAAUGAAGAACAGCUCUUGGAUGACACGUGGGUUGAUGUUAGGGAAGUGAGACAUCAAUCUUCCUCUGAAUUUACUCGGCAAAACGAAUUCGAGCGCAGGAAUGAAUGCGGAAAGGAAACAAGGAGCUGGAGGGACAAACCCGCAUUUACAGAUGAACGUGACACCAAGUACCCGAGCGACAAGGAAAAAAUACGGGUGUACCCUGGGUCUCAUCCUAUCCAUCAGCUUAACGAUAUCGAGUGCUCGUCCGGUGCACAAUCUGUAAGAAAUCAAUACCCAUACCGUUAUACGCAGUCGCCCCCGUGUGGGACACAUCGCAAAGAUGCAAGCAUGUACACUGACCGACUGUAUGACGAGAGAGUGCGACCUCAUUCCUGUGACCCCCGUCCUCCUGGCUAUUCCGCCUCAGUCUCGCCUGGCACGUCUUUUAACCAUGAACAUCGGGACUAUUUAGAUAAAGCAGACUCUGCCGAUGAUAUAAAAUCCUCAGAUGCUCUUACAUCUUCGCAGGCAGAGGCUCUGGCGUACAUCAACUACAUGUGCAGCUCCGGGCGUAUGGAUCCUAAAGCGGUUGCUGAUUUCGGAAAAGGAUUUGCGAGAAAUCCUGACAGUAAGAAGUACGUCAUGGAUCCGCCCAAGCCAGAAAAAGCUAACCGAAUCCUCGAUACCGGAGAAGACCUCAUUAGCCCAAAUCGUUCUUGGUUUUCUGAAAAGGAUCAUCCAGCGCGAAAUAAUUGCAAACACAAAUGCAGCUGCGAGAGGAAUAAUGAGGCGGAGCAAACAAACUAUUUUCCUCCAUUAAAAGAUAAAAGUAAAGUAGUAAGUUCGAGGACAAUUGAAAUUUGUAAACCAGAAACGACAAACAAAGGCCUGCAGCUCAGCAUGGAAGAUUCUGAAAAUUCAGAUGCGCAAAACGUUGAUGAUAGCGAGGAACUAAAAGGCGAGGAGCCAAAAGUGGAUCAUGUAUGUUGUUGCUGCUGUUGUUGUACUGACACACCUGUCACUGGCUGUUUGCCAGACAGUCGUACAAAUGAGGAGGAUUUCUUAACAUGGCAUCAUUCUCAAAGGCAACCAAGUCGACCUCAGCAGCCAAAAGAAUCCCAAAGAGCCAAACAUGUACAAAGUGAAGAAGUACAGUGCAGUCUGAAGGAAGAAAGGAAAAUUGCGGAUUGCAACAACUAUUCGCAAGUCAUUGGCGUAAAAUCAACGAAACAGAGACACAGACAUUGUUCCAAUAAGAAAUGUCAGGUUGGCAGUCCGCUGAAGCUAAACACUACUUGUGUACCCAAGGACGACGGAAAAGCUUGCAAAUUCAGUACUCAAAAAAUGUGCACGUGCACGUGCAAACCUUUGAGUGAAAUGGUCCUACACAAUGACGCUUCCGCUGAAAAAAUGUGGGGAGCUACUCCUGGACCACCCUGUGGGGGAUCUUGCCGAGUGGUAAAUGAGGAAACUGCCGGUCCUCACUCUAAGCGCGGCAACUAUUACAAUCGAGUUAACGAUUUGACAACUGAACCUCAGAACUUUCCGUCGCACAAUGUGAAAGAUGCUCAAGGUGCUCAUUGCUGCUGCUGCUGCUUCAAUACAGUAGGUAGCUUUAACCGCCAAGUUUCUUCUCAGAAAACAGACAAAGAGAAGGGAAAAAGCGACAAAACUGGUAAGGAUAUUUCGAAAGCAAUAUCUUUAAGCCAAGACUCAUUACUCGAACAGGGUUCUACUCUGGAUGCCUGCUGUCUUGACAUAGACUCUAGCCAGCUGGAUCGCUCUCCGAUUGUUCACAUACGUUAUCGGUCCCGCCCGGUACCGGUCUCAGCUAAAACGGCUGUAGAUAAGCGAGUGCCUGACCCUACCAAGCCUACCUGCAACAUUAAUGGAAGCGGCGCUACCUCAAGUGAGAUGAGGGCUUCUCUCAAAAAGCACAUUGCAGAGAUACUUCAGCAAACAAGAGAGAUUCAGAGAACGGCAAAUGAAAUCCGUGGAGGACGAGGACAUUGCAAAGAAAAACCUUUCACUUCGAGAAAACCGGAGGACAUUUUUCCAUGUGAUCAUGGUCAGAGUACUAAUCAAAAUGGCAAUGCCAACAGUUUGGAGGGUGACACAUCGGAAGACGAAGGCAACACAUUAAAUCCGGAAUGUCAGUUAACUAAAUCACAACCAAGAGCGACAGCUAUACUUUAUAAAGAACAAGGGACCUCGAAGAAAGAACUGCGAGGUACACUGAGUUACUGUCAGGAUCAGAACACAACAGGAAGAACAGUACUGAAGAAUGUUUUGACUUGCAAGUCGCAGCUACCAGGGCACUCUAGGUGCAGCCCUGUAAACGUGUCCAUGAAAAAUGGCGAUAGACGGAAUGAAAAGGUAGCUUUAGAUGAAAAUCCAUCUGCCAUAACAGCCGACGCUGCGAAAAACAUCGAAAGACUUUCAAAUUACAACAAUAAAUCUUCAAACCCACAUUCCUUUUCAACAAAUAAUAGGUCUCGUAGUUUUGCUUUAACGCGUAAAUCGUCCUCCAAAUGCCAGCGCAAAGCUAUGGUAUCUAUUUUGGACCCAUAUGAAGAGACACUGCAAUAUCUACGUAAACACGAAGAGGAGCUCUCAAAGCCCCAUGAGUCAAAACGAUCAUUUCUGAGUCACCCACAAACCUCUCAUGUCGAAGCUCUUGAAUUAAAAGAAACUAAAGUUAUGACUCCUGCUUCAAGUAUACGAAAGAAGAAGUCAUUAACCUCGGAUAUUACAUGCACUAUUGUUCCGUUUGGAAAUAUAAGAAAUUCAAGUGUUCCAAAAGAGCAGGGACAAUGGACGGGAGGUGAUAAGGUUAUGGAUGUUAGGCAAACCGAAAUACAGGUUCGGGGAAACAAUCUUUUACUCCGUAACCCAGAACUUUUCAAAGAAGGGCUCAACGACAUUGGCUCUGUGAAGUUUCCCCCUUUGUUUAGUGCCGUUGAGCAACCGUUGCUAUCCCAGCUCAGGGGGCCCAUCUACCACAGCGGAACUGAGAACGCCACUGACCUUGAUGACGGUGUCUCACUCAUUGUCAACGACAGCAAGGCGUCCAGUCACGGCAUCGAGGAAAUACCGCUUGACACGGUGUCUUCUGAUAAAUCAGUCGAUGCGGCAUUGGCUCAAAUACAAACUAAUACGUCUAGGCCAACGACACAGCAUUCAGUUCAAGGCCAAACUGAGAGCAAAAUUGCGAGAAAAUGUUUUAGAUGCUUACAUGGAAUAUCAACACUGACUGUGAGAGAAUCAAAUUCUCCCAAAACAGGGGGGUCUCCUCUUUGGACAAGCAUCAGCUCCAGAGACAGUGAGCUUGCAGAUUGUGAAACUCUUCCAGUAGCGGACGCACAUGUGAAUGUGAAAGGUUGCAAGUUCAGCGCCUCAGCUAGCAUACCCGUGAGCAGGAGAGAAGAGAAAAAGCGAACCGCAUCAAGCGAAACCAGCGACACAUCGAGUAACCAAGGAUCAAGAUUUGCUAACGCCAGUCCCACACGGAGUCCCAGUAGCCUCAUCUCUCAGGACAGAGUCCUGACGCCGUCCAUACUGAGAGUUAAAGCUUGUGAACAACAGGUUCCCGGGAGAAUGACAGAUGUAACAAGAGUGGCAGAUACAACAGCAGAGGUCGAUACAACAAGUGUUGCUGAUGUUGCAAAUCAAGUGUUUGGUACCACAAGAGUGACAGACGCAUCUAACAUGGUAACUGCAAGAAUGAAAGAUAAAACAAAGGUGCCAGAUGCAAUAGAAGUGUCGUGUGCGGAAGGAGGAGUUGGUGUCUCAAAAGUGGCAAAUACACAAAGAGUGGUUACUGUAACGGCACCCAAUGAAAUGAAACACAUACCUGAGUCCAAGAAAGAUUACCUUUUUCGACCAGUUUCAAUCGAUAUAUGGACCUCUACAGAUUGUCCGAAGCAACGAAAACAGUUGCCCGAGCUUACAGAAGGCAAUGACAUUGGCUCUGGGGACAAACAACAUAAAGUAAACAAUAUGUUGCAGGACGAAGUAAGCAAAACUGAAAUAUCCAUAAACAGAAAAACAGACGGAACUCAAAGAAUGGUUAGCCUUGGAGUCGCAUCGGCUGAACAUCACCGUCCCUUUGUUUUAGAGAAACAUGUUUCGGGUGACGCAAGGCAGAAUCGGCCAAUAGCGCUUAGCACGAAUGAACGACAAAAUCAGAGUCUGGAGGGGGUUUCAUCUCUUCGUGACAAGUUGUCUCUCCCAUCGGUCCGACGCCCUCUCCCGUCACUGCAAUCUCAACACAGAGGCGAAAACAUUACAGUCACAGUUGACAGUUCAGUGUGCAAUGAGCGAUGCGUACAACAGGCAGCAGUUUUACGAGGGAUCAACAUAAACGAAUGCGACGUGACUAUUCUAGCGUCUCGGAAGAUGAAAGAUAAUGAUGUUUCCACCUCCAGUUCAACGCAAGGUAUCUUUGAUGCAAAUUCCACCAAAUCUUUGGUGCGAGGUAAAUCUCUUGGAAGGCAUAAACCUACCAGAAAUAGCGCAGUCAAGACUUUCUCUAAAAGACAAUUGCCAACUCCGUCGAAGAUUUCAAGCGACGUGAGCCAGUGCCAUCUGUCUUCACCAGCUAGACUCCAGAAAGAAUUGACAACACAACCAAAGCUGCCUUCUCAGCUUUCUAACCAUACUAACUCCCCUACUAAGUCCAAGGCGGCUUCCACAGAAAUGCGAGAAGGGAGAAGCCUCGAAAAGGCAAAGUUUACUCUCUCAACAGACGCUAAAGUCGCUUUCGAUCACACCAAACACUGGCAUAUAUCCAAAGUCAGUGUUGGCCAGGUGACCAGUGCAAACGAGGGCCGUGUUGUCAUCGAUGGAGUGCACACUGAGUGCUUCAAUCAGACGACAACGGGGGAGUCGGAUCAUCAUCUUACGCUCGAUGAGAAGAAAAAACCAUCUUCCAUUAGAGCAGAACAGGGGUUUCCUCAGAAAGUGGAUACUUUUGGCUUCAGAAUAAUUUUGUUCAAAACAGAAAAUUCUGAAAGCAGUCCGUCCCAGGUGUGUGGGAGUUACAUGCGUCAGAUGAACUCAGUAAACCGGUUCUUCAAAUGGCGAGUGACUGGAGUUCAGGUGAUCAACCAGUAAACGUUUCACUGAAUACCUUUACGACUCCGGGGAAUGCAGUGAUGAUCCUUCUCUAUGGAGAUUGUAGAUACUUCCAAUAACCCAGACCAGCGUCUGUGGUGGAACUAUUACGGUCUUCGCAGAUGCAAGCAAAUGAUAACGAUGCCUAUUCCCUCGUGCAUGUCUCCGUAUUUCUGCUUUGAUACUGCAUCCCACUCAACCGAGGCCGGCCCUUAAAGGCAGAGCCCUUAAAGGCAGAGUUUGAGCAGCCAGGGACUAAGUAUUACUACUGAGACGAAGGUUACCAAAACAUUUACAACCAACCAACUUUUAUCGAAUUCUUUGUUUUGAGCUCAACACCUUUUCUGUCCAUAAAAGAAUACAUUUCAGAGUCUGUGGAGAUUUUUUUUACUGAAAAACUUUGAUCAAAGGCAUAAAGAAGUACAUAAUUUAUAGCUCACAAGGACACUGCAGUUUGAAAGUCUGGCCGCCAUGUUCAUGUUUAUUUCUAACUCUGACACCAAGCGACUCCCACCUCCUUCAAUUGCAAAUAU
Messenger RNA from Aplysia californica (California sea hare), 11017 nucleotides. RefSeq lists its product as uncharacterized. The transcript is spliced from 2 exons. NCBI's taxonomy places the organism in Eukaryota, Metazoa, Mollusca, Gastropoda, Aplysiida, Aplysiidae. The record is from RefSeq and is a predicted model, not a curated record. Bases 570 to 5174 code for a protein of 1534 amino acids.